AAAGAAAAAGGUUGCAAUAGAGAGUCAAAGAAGAAGAAGACUGAUGGGAACAAAGAUGUGGAUCCUCAGCUGUGGCAUGCUCUUGCUGGAACAAUGGUGCAGAUUCCAAAAGUUAACUCUAGCAUCUUCUACUUCCCUCAAGGUCAUGCUGAGCAUGCAUGUGAACCUGUCAAUUUUAGUGCUAACUCCAAAAUUCCAUCCCAAAUUUCAUGUAGAGUUGCAGCAAUCCAUUAUAGGGCUGAUCCUCACACAGAUGAAUUGUAUGCAAAACUUAGGCUUGUUCCUCUGAGUAAUACCGGCGUUAGUUUUGAUGAUGACGCUGUUGGUGGCAUCAAUGAUAUGCCCGUAACUAGAAAUAAAUAUAAAUCUUAUACAAAAACCUUGACACGUACUGAUGCUUCUAGUGGAUUAUUUUGUCCUAAGAUCUGUGUAGAAACCAUUUUUCCUCCAUUAGAUUAUCUAGGUAACCAUACUUCCCAGGACAUUUAUGUCACGGAUGUUCACGGUGAAACAUGGGAAUUCAAACAUGUUUGUAGGGGCACGCCAAAGGUGCAUAUGUUAACAACUGGGUGGAGUGAUUUUCUAAAAGAUAAGCAGUUAGUUUCGGGGGAUUCCCUUGUGUUUUUGAGGGCUGAAAAUGGUGAUAUUCAUGUUGGAAUUCGAAGGUCUAAAAGACAAAACGAUAUUGGAGUUAACCCUUCAUCAAAGAGGAAACUUGGUAGUGAAAAUGGAAUUCGUAUUGGAUCAUCCUACUUCGGACUUACCUCGUCUUCAGAAGAGAUAGAUAAUAAACUUCAACAAAAUGAUCAAGAAAAUGGAUGGAGAAUAAGUGAUAAGAUUAUGGGGAGGGGAAAAGUGAAGGCUGAAGAUGUUCUUGAAGCAGUAAGACUUGCUGUCAAUAUGCAGCCGUUUGAUGUCGUUUACUAUCCUCGGGUUGGUACUCCCGAGUUUUUUGUGAAACCCUCUUUGAUUAGAAAAGCACUCCAAAUUAGGCGGUGUUGUGGAAUGAGGUUCAAGAUGGCCAUUGAAAUGGAAGACUCGUCAAGGACACAUUGCUUUAUCGGAACAAUUGCUUCUGUUCAGGCUGCUGAUCCAGCAUGGCCUGACUCUCUUUGGAGACUUCUGCAGGUUACUUGGGAUGUAUCUUAUUUACUUAAAAAUACGAAAAGGGUGAAUCCGUGGCAAGUGGAAAUAGUAUCGAACAUGCCACCGUCAAGGAAGAAACCGAGAUUGCUUGAAUAUCAAGCUUUCCCCAUUGAUGGCCAAUUUUCAAUGCCAGUUUUUCAUUUACCAGAAACUAGUCCUGCUGGUAUGCAGGGAGCCAGGCAUGAUCCUUUUGGUCUCUCUUUAUCAGACCUUCACAUCAAUGAGUCUCCAUUGGGUCUCCUGAAUCCUAAUUUCCAACAACCAUUUGAUCACAAUGCUACACCAUCGAUGACAGUCCCGAGUAACGCUGUAUUGCAAAAGGCGAAUGACAGUGAGAAUGUUUCGUGCUCAGCAUCAGAGAAGCAGGAUCAUGCAAAGCCGACUCAGAUUGUGCUUUUAGGCCAAACCAUUAGGAUUGACCCGGGGCAUGAAAAUGCUGUGAAGAAAAAACUGAAUAAAUGUGAGUGGAUCCUAUAAACAUGUUUGGUUUAUAAGAAGUUAACUAUGUAUUCUUACAAUUACACGUUUGUUUUCAAUUCUGAUUCAUCUUGCAUCAUGUG
Lathyrus oleraceus (garden pea) is the source of this 1706-nucleotide messenger RNA. Its product is annotated as auxin response factor 8. Gene Ontology annotation, cellular component: nucleus. Lineage: Eukaryota; Viridiplantae; Streptophyta; Magnoliopsida; Fabales; Fabaceae. Bases 94 to 1623 code for a protein of 509 amino acids. Gene Ontology annotation, biological process: response to hormone; regulation of DNA-templated transcription. The record is from RefSeq and is a predicted model, not a curated record. The transcript is spliced from 2 exons. Gene Ontology annotation, molecular function: DNA binding.